AUGGAUCACGAUCAAUCAAGCCAGAAGAAAGACCACAUGGCGUCCAGCGAAGAGCGCCGCAGUGAACAAAGCGGCAGCGACGCCGCCUCAUCUAAUCCCUGGGCUGCACCCAGCUUCAUGACCGUUGGCGCCGGCUCAGAUCCUUCGCAUGCUGCAGCACUUAUGGCUCAGCUUGAACAGGACUCUGGCUACGGAUCUAUGCCGGGGGACAGCCAGGCGACUGGUGGCGAAAUGCGCGCCUGGGAAGAUGGACUCCUCAGAGACAGGCCAACGCCGGCGCAUACUCCUCGCCCAAAUGGCCACUCCCAGUCGCUCACCGAGACCGAGAAACGUGUGCUGGCAAGUCACGUCCACCAGCUGCAAUACAAUCAGAACCGAGUUGCCCUAGCAAAAGCCAUUGGUCAGACGGUCGAACUACUCAAACAAUUACAAGAAAUGAACGCUCAAUGGCCCGCCACUUAUCCAUCUGUCAAGCGUUCAGAGUCUCCGAGCAGACGACCAGCAAUCAACCACACUCAGUCGACAAGAGAUACAGCAGACUCAAGAGAUGGGGAACAUCCGACUCACCGUCCCGUGCCACCAAGGCGUGCCGACACUACCCGGGCUUUUGACGCGGUUGGUGAAUCGAGUUCACAAGCCGAGCAGCGCAAGACUCCCGAACCGCGCCUACUCACCUCUCAGAUUGCUCAAGAGUUCUCCAUUCUGAAACUGGAUCUCAAAGUCGGUUCCCUGUCGCAAUCCGAGCUGGUGCAUUCGCUCGAGAAGAAAUCCAUCGCCUCACUACUGGAUGGCAAGAUCGGCCAGAGUGUGAGGCAUCUUCUAUCACUACGCGAUCGCAUUGAGGACACAUCGAGCAAAGUUCUGGUGACAGGCGAUCUCAAUGCUGGAAAGUCCACCUUUUGCAAUGCGCUGCUGCGGCGAAAGAUCCUACCAGAAGACCAACAGCCCUGCACGAGUAUUUUCUGCGAGGUUCUUGAUGCCAAAGAAAACGGCGGCCUGGAAGAAGUUCAUGCUGUUCACAAAGAUGCAACCUAUAACCGCAACGAUGAAAGCACUUACGAUUCCUAUUCAUUACAAGACCUUGAAAAAAUUGUUAUGGACAAUGAUCGGUACAUGCAGUGCAAGAUAUAUGUGAAGGACAUUCGCUCAGUUGAUCAGUCGCUACUCAAUAAUGGUAUCGUGGACAUCGCCUUGAUCGAUGCUCCCGGAUUGAAUUCAGAUUCAGUCAAGACCACGGCCGUUUUCGCUCGGCAAGAAGAGAUUGAUGUGGUUGUAUUCGUCGUCUCGGCUGCGAAUCACUUCACUCUUUCCGCCAAAGAAUUUAUAUGGCAAGCGGCACACGAAAAAGCAUACAUCUUCAUGGUCGUCAAUGGCUUUGACAACAUUCGGGACCAGGAACGAUGUAAGCGCCAGAUCUUGGAGCAGCUCGCCAAGCUGAGUCCCUAUACUUUCAAAGAAGCGCAAGAGUUGGUGCACUUCGUUUCUAGUAACGCUGUGCCUGUGGGGCCAACUUUUCCACCUGAUGGGCCUGGUGCAGGUGAAAGCUCUGGUUCGUCUGGCUCGGGUGGUGGCGAUCCGGGAGACGAUGACGACGAUGGACCCGGUACAGGCAAAGGGAAGGACAAGCAGAAGAUGCAGGACUUUGAAGGCCUGGAGGGAGCUCUUCGACGAUUCGUCCUGGAAAAGCGUGCGCGGUCCAAACUCGCCCCUGCUAAGACAUAUCUCCUCAACUGUCUGGGCGAUAUGAACGUCCUUGCUACCGUUAACCGGGACGUCGCGCAGUCGGAGUUGGACAAAGUCUCUCAGCAGCUAUCCGAACUAGAGCCUGAGUUCGAGAAACGCUCGAAGCAGCGGAGCGAGGUUUCGGAGAAGCUGAUCAAAGAUGUUGACUCCACAGCUUCCGAGGUGUACGACCACACUCGGACGACGCUUACUGAGACGAUUGCAAACGUGGGACAGGAAGAUCUUGGCAUUGAAUACCCUGGCAUAUUCUCGGCUUUCCAGUAUGCAGAGGACCUCCGGAUAGCCAUGCUCGACAAGGUCUCAGCAUCUGUCAGAAGUUGUGAAGAGCAUGGACGGGCUAAGACGGUCACAGGUGUCAGUAUGAUCAAGUCUCUUGGUUUGCUGCAUGUCGGAGAAGGUUACGAACAAUUGGCUUUCCGAUCCGACAUGAUGUUCCAGCGUAAAAAGGACGCCCUGGUCCGAACGGUUGAUACGGACGUGGAGAUGAUGGACUUCUUCGAUGUGGCGGGGCUCUGGGACCGACAAGAAAAAGCUGUUGGCACUGGUCUUGCCGUAACUAUUGCAGGCACACUGGGAUCCAGGGCUAUUGGUGCCUUCGGUUGGGUAGACGGUGCAUCGACAGCCGUCCGGAUCGUUGGCUCACGAAACCUGCGAAGACUGGCUGCACCUGCCGCAGUGGCUGCCGUCAUUCUCGCCGUUGCUUACGUCCUUUCGACCAUACCACAGACUCUGCCUCCACGGCUAGCGCGCAAGUUGUCAGCAAACUUGGCUUCGAUGGAUUACACACAUGCCAACGCGCUUCGCAUCUCAGCUGAAGUUCGGCGGGUGUUGAGAUACCCUGCACAGCAGCUCUCCGUCGAUCUUGAAAGAGGUGUGGAGGAGCUCAAGCAGAAGAAAGAAGAGGUUCAGAAGACCAAGAAGGAGUCCGAGGUGGCGAAGAAGUACUUUGGGAACCUGGUCAGGAAUACAAGUGAGACGCGACAGCGAGUGGACGGGAUUGACCUUGAGGGACCUCUGCCGGGAGCGGCAGGGACAUACGUCUCUUGA
This is a messenger RNA of Cyphellophora europaea CBS 101466, 2790 nucleotides long. RefSeq lists its product as uncharacterized. The record is from RefSeq and is a predicted model, not a curated record. The transcript has a single exon. Bases 1 to 2790 code for a protein of 929 amino acids. Gene Ontology annotation, cellular component: mitochondrial outer membrane. Gene Ontology annotation, molecular function: GTP binding; GTPase activity. Gene Ontology annotation, biological process: mitochondrial fusion. NCBI's taxonomy places the organism in Eukaryota, Fungi, Ascomycota, Eurotiomycetes, Chaetothyriales, Cyphellophoraceae.